AUGAGCUGCCUGAGACACAUCCUCCUGGGAAUAGCGGAACAUUACCAUCUCUCAAAUUUUCUAGAGCAUAUCACAGAUGAUGUUCUGCACUCCCAGCUCAGUCACACUGCAGAUACAGGCAACUGGAUGUACACACGAGGACACCAAGACCAUCCUCAGUUAACUAAUCCAGUUAUUCACCGAACUAUCGCUUUUUGUGACUUGUGGCACGAGCUGCUUGGUUUUAAGGAUGACCCUCCAAACCUCCAAAGUGCCCUCUUACUCCAAGAAGGAUUUACUCGCAAUGGAUCAUCUCCAACAAAGACUCUGGCAUUGGUUUGGGUGCAUCAGACACCUCUAGCAUCCAUCCCCUCCCAGUCAUAUUACUCCCUACUAUGUAAUAAGGCUCUUGAAGCGACUCAGCCUUGGAGUGAGGUACUCAUGUUGAUUGGGAUGCUGCUCAUCCCUAGACAGGGGAAUAUAAAGCAACUCUGUGAUCUGUUUGCAGAAAUGCUCUCUGAUUUACUCAAUGGAUUUGUUCAAAUUGAUCAUAUAUUGUUUCCGGACGAGUAUCUGCAAAUUGUACAUCCCACUCCCACCGAACCAGCACACCUUACCUACCAUGAUCUGCUUUCCACCCCUCAAGGUGUCAUCAAGACUUUGGAUGACUGGAUGGCAUCCACAUCAUCAUCUUAUUUUGACCCAGCCAUUGAUGAGUUUGCUGAUCAGUCUGUCUAUAACUACUGGGGUACUACUAUCGCCUCUACUACCAAUGGUCUUGACGAGCUAGAAGAGCUCUUUACAGAGGAACCAAACAAAGCACCAUAUGAGGAACUGGCCCUCAGUGGUUUCUAUCCAAGCCUCGCACAGAGAGAUUCUAAUGGUCUUGGGUGUACAACCUGGAUCAAGGCCAACAGCAUCAAAUACUUACUUGGCCGCGAAGUGAAGGGGUCAUCCUGGAGGAGAGUAGGAGAAUAUCUGAACUCAUUCAAGAUUUCACCAGUGGACGUGCGACACCUGAUUAGCAAAUGUUUCCUUACUGUGCUAAAUAUGGUCUCUAAGGAUUACCAACAGAUGCUGAAUGAGCCAGAUGGCUUCAAUCUAUGCCAACUCAAAGGCGGGGUUGAGGAAGGUCGUGAAAGGUGCAAUGUUGCAAUGUUGCAUACAAACUUUGGUGGUUCGGUUUCCCUUGGAAAGAGGAUCAAAGACUUAGUAACUCUUUUCAAUUCGAGCCAUCUCAGUCAAGAAGCGAUCUUCAAUCUCAUAAUAAAUCAAGUCUUUAGAGAAUUACUUUGGGCCUCGCUCCUUCAUCCUGUCAGCGACUUAGCAGAUGGGAGACAUGAUGGGUGCAUAGCCAAUCUCUUUCCAGAACAAAUUAUGUUAAGGUCCAAUUGCUUGGUGCAAAAACCAACAGGUAAUCUUAUGACCUUGAUCUAUCAGUUAAUGUAUAAUGGCAUGAAAGAUGAAGACCCAGGAAGUGUCGCUAGCUUCCAUAGCCCCGACAUAAUGAAUGCCAUCAUGUCAGCUCUCAACACAAUGUAUACUCAGCCGCAUAGGUUUGAAGCUUUCACAGAAGCAAUAAGGCAACUCCCAUUCCUAAUGUCGAAUAAUGUCCUGCCCAUUGGCCCAAAAACUGGGAUUCCAAGACCCAUUGAGAAAGGAAAGGCAAAGAUGUGUACUUCCAAACUGCGGGGGCUGUAG
Messenger RNA from Suillus bovinus, 1680 nucleotides. RefSeq lists its product as uncharacterized. The transcript is spliced from 9 exons. The record is from RefSeq and is a predicted model, not a curated record. Lineage: Eukaryota; Fungi; Basidiomycota; Agaricomycetes; Boletales; Suillaceae. Bases 1 to 1680 code for a protein of 559 amino acids.